This is a messenger RNA of Perca fluviatilis (European perch), 4298 nucleotides long. Its product is annotated as protein FAM83B-like. Gene Ontology annotation, biological process: epidermal growth factor receptor signaling pathway. The record is from RefSeq and is a predicted model, not a curated record. Lineage: Eukaryota; Metazoa; Chordata; Actinopteri; Perciformes; Percidae. The transcript has 6 exons. The coding region runs from base 187 to 3078 and encodes 963 amino acids. Gene Ontology annotation, cellular component: membrane; cytoplasm.
CUGCUGAAACCCAGGUGAGCUGAGAGGGGCGGCGCUUGGCACAAUAUGUGAGCUGUCAGUGGAACCAACAGGGCAGCUGUUUCUUUAAGGUGCAGGGUGCUGCACAUGAUUUCAUUUCAUUUACCAGUCAUGAAGUAAAGGAGAGGCCUGUUGCGCAUAGAGACUCUAGAGGGGAUCUGGCACCUAAUGGAGUCCAAUCUGUCCUGCCUGUCUUCACUGAAAGAAGAAGACAAUGUGGUCUACGUCCAGCCACAUUACAAAGAAUCCUACCGCCUGGCCAUUUAUGCCCUCCUCUGUGGAGGCCAAGAGGCCUACGAGGAGUUCCUCCGAGCCGAGCAGAUAAACCACUUCCUAUCAGAGAAGGAGAUCCUGUUCAUUUUGGAAAAUGCAGAGUUACCAGCGGUGGAGGAGGAAGACACCUCUGAGGGGAAACGGGCCACAGACGAGGCCAGACCCUCCACCUACUUCCCAACCGAGUCGGACGAGGAGGUGCCCAACCUGGACCUGGGCUGGCCGGAGGUGUCUCUGGAGGACAUGGACACCAACAUCAGCCUGCUGUUCCACCCACCCAGACAAAACACUCCGACCAUUAAAGAAGUGGUUCGCAAGCAGAUACAGGAGGCGAGGAAGGUUAUUGCCAUAGCGAUGGACGUGUUCACUGACGUCGAUAUUUUCAAAGAGAUCAUCACUGCCACGUUGAGGGGAGUGGUAGUCUACAUCCUCCUGGAUGAAGCCCAGUUCAAGAGUUUCCUCACCAUGUCACACAGGGUGGGCGUCAACAUUCAAGACUUCAAGAACCUUCGUGUUCGGACGGUUCAGGGUCAGCAGUAUCAGUGUCAGUCCGGGGUGAAGUUCCAUGGAGAUUUGGAGCAAAGAUUCCUUAUGGUGGACUGCAGAACAGUGAUGUAUGGAACAUACAGCUACACAUGGUCGUUUGAGAAGAUCAACCUCAGCAUGGUCCUGGUGAUCACAGGUCAGCUGGUUGGCUCUUAUGACGAGGAGUUUCGAAGACUGUACGCUCGCUCCUCACUUCCUGUAGUUCUGUCCAGGGAGAAGUCAUCUGUCCUGCACCUAAGAGACACUGUGGGCCUGCAGAGCCCAAAUUCCAGCCAGCUUUCCCUCCACCAAAUUCACACAAGACCCAAAGUAAUGCACGGCAUGAGGAGUGCUCAGGAUGACAGGCUUAAUAAUGCCGCCAUGAUGACCAGGGGCCUGAGCGUGCAGGAGAGACUGCAUCAAUCUCACUGUUUCGACAUGGGAAAUCUGGUGCGGGGACACAGCUAUGGCGGAGAACUGCAGAAUAUAAACUCCAUGACUCGGUUAAGGAUGGGGACCAAGAACAUCGGAGUCCCUGUUGCUCCCGAGAAGACAGCACCUAACGUGAGGGGGGGCGGCGACUCGCUGCUAACAAACAGGAUGUCUCAGCAACACAUUAGGCACCAGACUCGCUAUGGAGCGGACCAGAAUCUGAUACCGUUCAACUCUGAAACAUCCCUCAACAGGUGGAAGAUAGACACAUACUUUAAUGACAGCAACGUGCCUCUAGAUGCAUCAUACGAUGCAUUAUCCCCAAUGCCAUCUCCGUAUAGUAGCCACACAGGCUUAAACGAGCAACAGUCACAGCUGAUUCACAGCAGGUCGAGGGACAUAAAGUCCAGGAUGGAGGAAUUGAGGCAGAAGAGGCUCAGUCUGCAGGAGUACAGCAAUCUCAGGCAGAGCCAAGAGUCAUUGAGGUCUAUGUAUCCGACUGUGGAAAGACCUAAAUUUGUGUCCUUAUUAAGAGGUCUGGACAUGCGGCAGAGUGUGGCAGAAUUAGAGCCAAAUACAGAAAAAGGUUGCAGCCUGGAACCAGCCAAUCCCAGAGACAGUGAGCCAAAUAAAGGAGGCAACAAAAGAGAGCAAACUUUCCCUGAUGGCCACCACUCUGCCUCUCACUAUGACGUCACAAUGGUUCAAGAUCGAAAGAAAACGCAGACGUACGACUGGCACGAGCCUCUUUCCAGGACAACCUCAGCUGCCGAUUUAGAUAUGAAACUAAACGAUCCAUCGCUCAAGCUCUCUCAUUUGCAUCCCAGCGGUCUCCAACACCCAAGAGCGAUGGAGUCUUUGACUGAGAUCCCUGAAGAGAAAGAGGGUUCACGUGUCAACAGUUCGGACUCAGCUGCAUUUAAAGAUGAAAAUGAGGAGAUUCGCAAAGACAAGAAAGCUGUUCCAAAGGAGAACACUGUGAAAUCUAGCGUACCUGCUGAAUCACAGCGCCAGGAUCAAGCCAAAGGAAGACAUGGUUCUGUAGGUAAGGCAGCCAACAGCUCAGGCUCAUCUGCUCCAAGAGAAGGAAUGAAAUCAAUAUCCAAUGAGAUACAAACUGCCCCAAAAAUCUUAAACACUUCUACAGGACCUCAGCAUGCCGUCGAAGCUAAGAGUAGUCACAUGGAAAAAAAGCACACGCAGCGAAAGGAACCACCCCUUCAGAGGAAGAAUUCCUUGAGAAUGAAAGUAUAUUCGAUGCUUUCCCCAGACGAAAACAAAGCAUCCAAAAAAGACGAGAAGUCACUCCAAAGAAAGGCCUCACUGAGAUCGUCGCAGAAUCACUCAGGAUCAAAACAACCACUCAGAGCAGACCAUUCACAGGCACCUGCGCCAGAGCAAACAACAAAGAAAGGUCAAUCGCCGAGCAUCUCCAGGUCGCAGAGCUCUCUCGGUAGUCAACCGGAGACAGAGAAGCAUAAAUCUCCAUUCCAAAGACUGUCUCCUCAGCGUUCAAGCAAAAAAAAGCCCAAUCCAGCAGGAGAGCCGGACCGAGGCGCAAGGAACACUCUGGACGACGAGGCAGCGACUCUCUAUCACACCAGAAGAGAUAAAGUCUACAGUCGAUUUGAAUAUUAUCUUAGCGCUGACAGUAUUCCUCAGGAUAAAUCAAUGACAAGGGCAAGCAUGUUGCCCUCCGAGAAAGACAGAGGGUCUUCCCCGAACAAUCAUGACUCUGGUUAUCCAAUGUAUGAGACGCAAAGUGGCACUGACAACAAACUGGGAAGAUUCAUGCAGCGAGUAGGAAAUCUAAUAGGAAAGAACAAGUAGAGUUGUAGGAAAAGAGGAAGGCCACCAAGUGCUCAAGAAUGAAGGCACUAAUCCAUGAUCUGUUUAUUGAUUGAUUUUGGUUCCCACACAGAGACAAAGAUGCUGUAUGUGGUCAUCUCUGCAGUAUGCUACGUUUUUCUUUUGAUAUGUUUGAUAAUGUAGCUAUGAUCUUAUCAGGGAGGAAGCUGAGUCGAUAUGAUAAUACCGGUAAGUAAAGGUGUUUACAGAUGAAGUUAUAGCAGGGUGAAUAUGACAGUAGCGCUUGCAGACACAGAAAAAUGUGUUAUCAAGUGAGUUGAAUUGUGUGAAAAGACAUCUGUCUUUAUAUUGAAAGUGUUUGUUCUUUUUGAAAGUAACAAUUACAAUGCUUUUUAGCUUGCCAUGAAAAGACCAAAACCAACAGUGAAUGUAGGGGGACUGAACAUCCAGAAUAAUUCGGGACAGUAAGGAAUUACAAGCAGUUGUCCAGAGUCCUGUCCUGUUCGUCCCAAAAAUAAGGCUAAACCUGAGUUUUGAUUAGUUAUAGCCUAAUAAAACAUGAGAUACUGAUUAUUGUGAUUAUUUUUGGUGUUGCCCACAGAUGGCUGUUAUAGUUUUUUUUAUUUUUUUUUAUAAUUAUUUUUAUUAUUUCCAUCAAGAAGCAAUACAUAUAUCAAUAUACUGUGUAAUCACACUCCAAACAGGAUACAUUUCCGUUGGUAUCCGUAUUCUUCUACUCCACAUUUUUGACACACAAACCCAAACACACACAUUUUUACACAAAUCCACCCACCCCCCCGCCCCCCUCCCCCUCCCCCACACACACACACACAUCCACACAUCCACUUGGUUUCCAGCUCUCAGUCACCAUACCUAGUUCUUAUUUCUUAGCCAUUAAAUUUACAACGCUUCAUAUAUGUCCUGCCACACCUUGUUGAAUUGUUGCCUUUUGUUCCGAUCUUCGAACAUUGAUUUUUCUAUACUUAAAUAGUAUUUCAUUAGUCCUUUUCAUUGUUGUAACGAUGGGGCCUCUGUAUCCAUCCAAUGGGGUAUUUUAGCUGUUAUAGUUUUUUUUUGCCGUGUACAGUAGUCCCGCGAAUUGAUAAACAAAUAGCUGUGAUGAAAAAAUUCCGAAGGGAAAAUAAACCAUCCAUCACUGGCACGGAGCCUGGUGUCCUGGUGAACAUCCAGCCAAAAAGAAGAAAAAAAAAUGUUUCAGCAGGUACCGGGAGGAGUGGGGA